This is a messenger RNA of Cynara cardunculus var. scolymus (artichoke), 4528 nucleotides long. RefSeq names its product xanthine dehydrogenase 1-like. The coding region runs from base 147 to 4280 and encodes 1377 amino acids. The transcript is spliced from 13 exons. Gene Ontology annotation, molecular function: FAD binding; oxidoreductase activity; 2 iron, 2 sulfur cluster binding. The record is from RefSeq and is a predicted model, not a curated record. Lineage: Eukaryota; Viridiplantae; Streptophyta; Magnoliopsida; Asterales; Asteraceae.
CAACCCUCCGAUUUAAAUAACCACUAAAAGGAAUUCCAACAAUAAACAAAUCAGCACAAAAUCUUUCGAUAUCAAAUUGAGAAAACCAUUUUCUGGAUUCUGGGUUUCUACUUCUCUACUCAUCUAUCAGUCAAACUCGAUUUGAGAUGUCGAUCUUGGGUUUAAUGGGGUCUGUGAAGGAUGAAGAGAAGAUAGAGAUGGUCGGACAAGGGUCAAAGGAUGCUAUUUUGUAUGUCAAUGGAGUCCGCAAAGUGCUUCCUGAUGGUUUGGCUCACUUAAGUCUGCUCGAGUAUCUCAGAGAUGUAGGUUUAACAGGAACAAAGUUGGGAUGUGGUGAAGGAGGUUGUGGGGCAUGCACUGUGAUGGUUUCUUACUUUGAUCAAAACUCGAAGAAAUGUGUGCAUCAGGCGAUCAAUGCUUGCUUGGCUCCGCUAUAUUCUGUCGAAGGAAUGCACGUAAUCACAGUGGAGGGGUUAGGGAACCGGAGAUUUGGUUUGCAUCCAGUCCAGGAAUCAUUGGCACGUAGUCACGGCUCACAAUGUGGAUUUUGUACACCUGGAUUUGUCAUGUCUAUGUAUGCAUUAUUGAGGUCUAGCAAAAGCCCACCUAGUGAAGAGCAGAUUGAAGAAAGCCUUGCAGGAAAUUUGUGUCGAUGUACUGGUUAUAGACCGAUUCUUGAUGCAUUUCGAGUCUUUGCCAAGAGUAAUGACUUGUUAUACACGAGUGGUUCUGUUCCGUUACAAGAACCUAGAGAGGGUGAGUUUGUUUGCCCUUCGACUGGUAAGCCGUGUUCUUGUGGGUCCAAAACUGUUGGCGGCAAAGAAACCUUCCAACAAACUAAUAUUUGCCACAGUGACUUUAAGCCUGUUUCUUAUAACGAAAUUGAUGGAAGUUCAUACACAAACAAAGAAAUCAUAUUCCCACCUCAGCUUUUGAUGAGGAAAUCAAGCUAUAUAAGCUUAAAAGGAUCUGGUGGGAUCGAAUGGCAUAGGCCAUUACUGUUGAAACAUGUAUUGGAGUUAAAAGAAAGAUACCCUGAUGCAAAAUUAGUUGUAGGAAACACGGAAGUGGGAAUUGAAACUAGGUUAAAGAAAAUUCACUACCCGGUUUUCAUAUCUGUUACCCAUGUACCUGAGCUUAAUAUGCUGAGUGUUAACGAUGGUGGCAUGGAGAUAGGUGCUGCUGUUAGGCUGUCAGAGCUUCAGAAAUUUCUCAAAAAAAUUGUUGAGGACCAUCCUUCUUAUGAAACAUCAGCUUGUAAGGCUAUCAUUGAACAAAUAAAAUGGUUUGCUGGAACUCAGAUAAGAAAUGUUGCAUCUGUUGGAGGGAACAUAUGCACUGCCAGUCCAAUUUCAGACUUGAAUCCUCUUUGGAUGGCUUCAGGAGCAAAGUUUCAAAUCAUUGACUGCAAAGGAAACAUUAGAACUUCCCUGGCUGAAAAUUUCUUCUUGGGUUAUCGUAAAGUGGAUUUGGGGGUUAAUGAGAUUCUUCUUUCGGUUUUUCUUCCUUGGACUCGGCGGUUUGAGCAUGUGAAAGAAUAUAAGCAGGCUCACCGAAGAGAUGAUGAUAUUGCACUUGUAAAUGCUGGAAUGCGUGUUUAUCUUGAAGAAAAGGAUCAGAAGUGGAUUGUUUCGGAUGCAUGUAUUGUCUAUGGCGGGGUUGCUGCUAUUUCGCUAUCGGCCAUAAGAACAAAAGAUUAUCUUAUUGGGAAGGCAUGGAACAAGGAACUUUUGCAGCAUUCUUUGGAAAUCUUGAGGCAGGAUAUCGUGAUUUCGGAAGAUGCACCAGGUGGUAUGGUGGAGUUUCGUAAAUCUUUGACUCUAAGUUUCUUUUUCAAAUUCUUCUUGUGGGUAUCUCAUCAAAUGGACGGUCAAGAUUUCUUUAACGAACCUGUACCUAAGUCGUAUCUAUCGGCUGUUGAGUCAUUUCACCGUCCAUCCGUCGUGGGUAGUCAAGAUUUUGAAAUUAUGAAACAGGGCACUGCGGUGGGAUCUCCUGAGGUUCAUCUGUCAGCAAGACUUCAGGUAACAGGAGAGGCCGAGUACACGGAUGACACCCCAAUGCCGCCUGGUGGUUUACAUGCCGCUUUAAUAUUAAGCAAGAAGCCUCAUGCUCGUCUUCUCUCAAUUGAUGAUUCAGGCGCCAGAUCUUCACCUGGGUUUGCCGGGAUCUUUUUUGCCAAAGAUGUUCCAGGUGAUAAUACUACUGGCCCUGUUGUUGCAGACGAGGAAGUUUUUGCUUCGGAGAUCGUCACUUGUGUCGGCCAGAUUAUAGGAGUUGUUGUUGCUGACACUCACGAAAACGCCAAACUUGCAGCAAGAAAAGUUGUCAUCGAGUAUGAAGUUCUGCCUGCGAUCUUAUCCAUAGAGGAUGCUGUUAAGUCCAAAAGUUUUCACCCUGAUUCGUAUAGGUCUUUAAGUAAAGGGGAUGUUGGACUCUGUUUUCAAUCCGAUGAAUGCCAUACGGUCAUCGAGGGUGAGGUUCAUAUUGGAGGCCAAGAACACUUCUAUUUGGAGCCACAAAGCAGUUUCGUUUGGACUAUGGACGGUGGCAAUGAGGUUCACAUGAUUUCAUCAACUCAAGCACCACAAAAGCAUCAAAAGUAUGUGUCACAUGUGCUUGGUCUCCCGAUGUCGAAAGUGGUUUGUAAGAUAAAGCGAAUUGGUGGUGGAUUUGGUGGGAAGGAGACGAGAUCCGCUGUAUUUGCCGCUGUUGCCGCUGUGCCUUCAUACCUGUUGAAUCGUCCUGUAAAACUUACGUUAGACAGGGAUAUAGAUAUGAUGAUAUCUGGGCAGCGGCAUAGCUUUCUUGGAAAGUAUAAGGUUGGGUUCACGAAUGAAGGGAAGGUGCUUGCACUUGAUCUUGAAAUCUAUAACAAUGCGGGGAAUUCGCUUGAUCUUUCUCAAGCAAUACUCGAACGUGCAAUGUAUCACUCGGAUAAUGUCUACGAGAUUCCCCAUGUUAGAGUUAGAGGAAGUGUUUGCUUCACUAAUUUUCCUAGCAACACUGCGUUCAGAGGGUUUGGUGGACCUCAAGGCAUGCUCGUUACUGAGAAUUGGAUUCAUAGAAUUGCCAUGGAAGUUGAGAAAAGUCCAGAAGAGAUCAGAGAAAUUAAUUUCUUGAGUGAAGGGUCAAUAUUACACUAUGGUCAACAAAUUCAAGACUGUACUUUGCAUCGGCUGUGGGAUGAACUUAAGAAAUCCUGCAACUUUCUGAAAGCUCGAAGUGAAGUUGAAGAGUUCAAUCUUAAUAAUCGAUGGAAAAAACGUGGAAUUGCUAUGGUUCCAACGAAAUUUGGCAUUUCAUUUACGACAAAGUUCAUGAACCAGGCAGGUGCACUCGUUCAAGUGUAUACAGAUGGAACCGUGUUGGUCACACAUGGCGGUGUCGAGAUGGGACAGGGUUUACAUACUAAGGUUGCGCAAAUUGCUGCUUCCGCCUUUGAAAUUCCUCUUAGCUCGGUAUUUAUUUCAGAGACGAGUACUGACAAGGUUCCUAAUGCAUCUCCGACAGCAGCUUCCGCUAGUUCUGAUAUGUAUGGUGCCGCAGUUUUGGAUGCUUGCAAGCAAAUAAAAGCAAGAAUGGAGCCGAUCGCAUCUAGGAAAAAACAUACUUCUUUUGAGGAGUUGGUAAAUGCAUGCUAUUUUGAGCGUGUAGAUCUUUCUGCACACGGGUUUUACAUCGUCCCUGACAUUGGUUUUGACUGGGGGACCGGCAAAGGCCAUCCGUUCAGGUAUUUCACAUAUGGAGCUGCGUUUGCGGAGGUGGAAAUCGACGCAUUAACCGGAGAUUUCCACACAAGGGCCGCAGAUGUUAUAUUGGAUCUCGGAUUCUCCAUCAAUCCAGCCAUUGACAUCGGACAGAUUGAAGGAGCAUUUGUGCAAGGUAUUGGAUGGGUGGCUUUGGAGGAGUUGAAAUGGGGAGAUGAAGCUCACAAAUGGAUUCAAUCAGGUUGCUUGUUCACAUCUGGUCCUGGAAAUUAUAAAAUUCCAUCUGUCAAUGAUGUCCCAUUCAAGUUCAAGGUUUCUCUAUUGAAGGAUGCUCCGAAUGAUAAGGCCAUACAUUCAUCAAAAGCUGUUGGUGAACCUCCAUUCUUUCUGGCUACAUCGGUGUUUUUUGCCAUAAAAGAUGCGAUUGUAGCUGCAAGAGCUGAAUCGGGGUGCCAUGGCUGGUUUCCUCUCGACAACCCUGCAACUCCUGAGCGCAUCCGGAUGGCGUGUACCGAUGACUUCACCACACCAUUUGCCAAAUCUGAUUUCAGACCCAAACUCAGUGUUUAGUAAACCAAUGUUAUUCAAGAAAUCUUUAGAUGCAAAUCUGCACGUCAACAACUAUGGAGGAAAAGAGAGGGAUGAACAGAUGUCUUUUUUCUACUCUGCGUAAUUAAAAAAGGAAAACAGGUAUUUACUCAGACUUGUUUGGUUUGUAUUAUUUCACUUUUUUAGUUUAAUUCAGCAUCUUUGUAUACCCAUCAAAAUUAAACAUAAUAUUUCAGUGCAGCUUUCUUGCUUCUCAUUGAUUUAUCGUA